This is a messenger RNA of Kogia breviceps (pygmy sperm whale), 6952 nucleotides long. It is a transcript of the gene MRPL17, whose product is annotated as mitochondrial ribosomal protein L17. The record is from RefSeq and is a predicted model, not a curated record. Gene Ontology annotation, cellular component: mitochondrial large ribosomal subunit; ribosome. Lineage: Eukaryota; Metazoa; Chordata; Mammalia; Artiodactyla; Physeteridae. Gene Ontology annotation, molecular function: structural constituent of ribosome. Gene Ontology annotation, biological process: translation.
UCUCCUUGGAGUUUCCAGUUCCGGCCUCACAGGGGCUGGAAGAAGUUGGGAGUAUGCGGCUGUCGGUCGCCGCUGCCAUCUCUCACGGCCGCGUAUUCCGCCGCCUGGGCCUUGGUCCCGAGUCCCGCAUCCACCUGCUGCAGAACUUGCUCACGGGACUGGUGCGACACGAACGCAUCGAGGCGUCAUGGGCACGCGUGGACGAGCUGAGGGGCUACGCGGAGAAGCUCAUCGACUUUGGGAAGCUGGGAGACACCAACGAAAGAGCCAUGCGCAUGGCUGACUUCUGGCUCACGGAGAAAGACUUGAUCCCAAAGCUGUUUCACGUACUGGCCCCUCGGUACCAAGGUCAGAAUGGGGGCUACACGAGAAUGCUGCAGAUCCCAAAUCGGAAUAAGCAGGAUCGGGCCAAGAUGGCAGUGAUCGAGUAUAAAGGGAACUGCCUCCCACCCCUGCCCCUUCCUCACAGAGACAGCAACCUCACACUCCUAAACCAGCUGCUUCUGGGGCUGCGGAAGGAUCAGGAAGCAAGCACCCACAGCUCCCACACAGUUCAAACAGCAGAGAUUUAACUGGAGCCAAAGGGUAUGUGGCCCUCAUCAGUGCCCAUGAUCCACAGACCUUGGGAGCUCUUUUAAUCUCUAAGAAGAACUGGAUCUUGAGUUGUAAAAUGAACUGUCUGAUUGGAGCCCAAAACCUUCUGGGAGCCAGAUAACCCUCUCUUUGCACAAUAGAUAAAAUUCAUUGUGUGAAUAUAUGUAAACUGAUUUUUUCCCCUCCCCUUGGGAUUUCUGGAGAAUGAGAACUAUCCACAUGCUUGGUCUGUGUGGGAUAGUAAAUUCAUGGUGUAUGCUUCUGGUUCUUAAAUCUGGGUUGGGUUGGGUUAGCACAGUUUUGGUUUUUUUUAAUGCUAGAUCAUAUGGAGUAUGUAUCCUGUAAUUCCAAACUUAGCCCCCAGAGGUGAUUGAGUUUUGAUAUCUAGCAUAGAGACUGAGCCCUAGGGAUUUCUUCGAGAAGGAUUACCUCCUGACAGGGGUGGGAGGGUGAACAUCUAGAAGAGAACUUUCUGUAAUAAUCUGGUACUCUAGGAACCUUCAAGGUUCCAUUCCUCUGUUUCUGGACAGGAUCACAUAUUACCCUGAAGUGUUCACCUCAAGCCCUGAAUAGGUCUCAGAGGAGAGGACCUGAGAACUCAGAUGUACCACCACCCUGGCCAAGGGAGUGGACAUGUUCAGCAGAGGAUGUUGACUCCAGGAUAAGCUCCCUCUUGGGGUGGGAGUGGAAGGGUGAAGGAGAGGGUUGAAGUGGGAGGAAGAUUAGGAAGUUAAACCUGUGGGAAUUUCUUGGAAGUUUUCAAUCUUGGCCUCUCUGGGAACUGGGAAAAAGGAAAUCUGGCUUCAGAAUGGUCAAGGCAUGUGAAAAGUAGCAAGUUCCUUUAUGUGCACUAGUUACUGUGAAGCCAGAUUUGGCCCAGGCAGGCUGCCCAUCCCUCACACUCAACGCUUGACAGGGGUGAUAGUCGUGGGAAGACUUGGAGCUAUCAUCCCUACAUGAACACGUGAUAGCAGGGCCUAGCAAAUCCCAUCUUUCUAGUAAAGUGGAAAAAACAGAUUUUUAUCUUAGGCCAGACCUACAGAGGGUGUUUGGCCCACCAAACCCAUCCAUUGUCUGAGAUAAUAAGGGUGUGGGUGGAGGGGUCACUGGUCUAGCAGACAGAUAUUAGCUUCAGUGACAGAGCUAUUCUGGUACUAUGUCAGUACAACUGCCCUAGUCAGAUUCAUCUGCUCCCAACAGGGGUCUCAUCUCUUUUACUCUACUCCAGUUGGUCUUUCACACUAUUGCCAGAAAUCUCUUUCUGACAUUAUAUUUUGAGUGACAUAUAGUAGACACUCAAAACAUUUAUUGAAUAAACCUACAACUCUGAAUGCUUCUCUAAAAAAAUCUGCCCUCUUUCUGUCUUUUUGGUACAAACGUUCACCUCAGCCAGAUGUCUUGGAGUCAUCCUUGACUCCUAGAGAAAGCUCUUUCCUUAAAAUUAAAACCACAUCUUUAAGUAACGGUAACAAGUGAGUUAUGGCUGGAGUCUCACAGCUUUUCCUCCUGGCCCCCAGAAAUAUAACUUCCUUUGGGGCUUUCAGUAGUUUCCUAAGUGUUUAUUCAGCAUCUGCUAGUACCCAGCAUCAUUUUAGGCACCAGGGAUAUACUAGUUUAACAAGUGUCAGCCAUAUGUCGGGCCCUGUGCUAGAUACUAGGAUAUAGAAAUGAGAAGAAACAGGCUUUGCCAUCAAGGAGCUCACAGUCUAAUGGGCCACUUCUACUGCCACAGUGGUCUCAAGAGACACUGCAUCCCCUUUAAUAUUUUGGAGUACAUGAAUCCUAGAACAUUUACUAACAGCUCAGGGAUUAACACAAGGGAAAUAACAAUGUAGCAGUUUUACUAAUCUGGCCUAUAAAUGGUAACUCUUCACCUAAAUUGGUGGAAUGUGCCCCCAAGUCCAUCCAGGCAUCUCUUUAAUAAAUUCCAAACUUCCAAGAGAGGCCUGGAUACACUGAAAUUCCCUCUUACUUUCAAAGGUUCACUGUUCAGGUGCCAGUUCUUCACUACAAGGUUCACAGUUAUGCCCAUUCCUCUCAAAAGGUAACAAAUUUCCACUAGCCUCAAUAGAUCAAUGACACGGUGUAAGCCCAAGAUCUAGAGGAGACACAAUUACAGAAGUCAGAGACUGUUUCCUUACACUCAUCUUCUGCAGUCAAAUUAGCACAUCAUGUAGAUUUUAUCAAUCUGCAGACACCUCUCCCUAGUCUGAGAUCCAAGACAUCCCUAUCCUGGAUUACUGCAACAGCCUCCUAACUUGCCUUCCUCCCCACUGCAGCCAUGGUGAUAGGAAUCUGCUGUCUUAAUUCUCUGCUUGAUGAUCUCCAGUGGCUCUUCUCUUCCUGUAGGAAAAGAGUCCAGAUUCCUUACCGACUCCCCUCGGUGAGUAAGCACCUGCCUGUUGCUCCAACUUCUUCCCUUGCCUCUAAUUUUAUGCUCCAGAGGCUUGGAGGGCCUUAUUUUGACUGUUUCCCUAUGCAGGUCUCUCCCUAAUACCUUCUGUUCAUCUACCACCCAGAAAACUCUCCCCCUUUUACCUACCUGCCUUGUACACAAACUUUUGGCAUCUCCUGGGUGACUGCUCUGACCAUCUCCACACCUAAGUUCAUUACUUUGUGACUCUAGGUGCCACUAUGGUAUUCCCAUAAUGCACUGGAUUUACCACAUUGCAUUACAAUUCCCUGCAGUGGGUUAAUUCCCAAACAUCCACCCCAGGUUAGUCUAAGGCAGUCCUGCUACUUCCAUCCCCUAGCUAUUGAUGGAUUCAGGGAUGGACAGGCCUUAAAUAAUUUGAGGCAAUGAGAAUCCAGGCUCUACUCUGCUAGAUAAGAGUAAGGUUGCUUGUUAUUCUGAUAAACACAGGGAACUGGCUCUAGGCUGAAGAUGACACUUAGAGUGGCAGGUCAGAACAACUAAAAGAUACUAUAUAGUAAGAAUCUUUAGUGACUACUCCCAUUUGUGCCUGAGUUUUCUGUUAAUUGCUACUGAAAGUAAUCUGGUAAAUUAGUUUGUACUGUUGAAUCUUUAGGCUAGUGUUUCCCCAAAAUUUUUUUUACUAUGACCCACAGAUCAAAAAACACAUCAGAACACGAAAUGGACAUGUAUAUAUAUAAUUGAAACAAAAGCAUCACAAAACAUUAUUUAUUUGUACAAAUAUCAUGUGCACUGAUAUUGUCUACUCUUUUCUAGUUUACUCUUUUAAAAUGAUGGUCCCAAUUCACUAAGUUGAUUUUACAACUGACUAAUGUUUUACAACCUUCUCUGAGAAACACUGAUCUAAACCAGCAUUACAGUGAUUCACCGUUACCUUUGCUGGAUAAAAUCCAGGCUUCUAUCAUGGCACAAAGGCCAUCUAUGUCCUGGUCUCAGUCACCUCUCAGGCUCGUCUCCUACCAUUACCUGCUACCACCCUUCACAGGAAGUUAACUUGUUAUUCUCUGAAUAUAUCAUACCUUUUUGCAUGAUGGUGCGUUUACUAUUGUGCUUGCCCUGUUUCAAAUUACCUCCUACAUGUUGUUCAAAUCUCUACUCAAAGUUACUUCUUUGAGGCCUUCUCCAAACUCCACAUCAUCCUCCAGAUGGGGCUAGGUCCAUUCCUGGGUGCAGUAAUAGCCCUUGGGUCAUAUGUCUGUCAAAGCAUUCAUUACACUCUACUACAGUAGCCUGUCUGCUUGACUGACUCCUUCAUCAACUGAGCUCCCAAAGCCAGGAACUGGGACUCAUUCUUCUGGGUAACUCUAUACCUACCAUUGGACCUGAUUCAAUAUAUGUUUAUUAAAUGAGGAGGAGUAAGCUACAUGUUGUCUAUGACAUAGUCAACUCCCUGGCUUAGCUGUAUAAAACCAUAAACAUGGUAUGUGUGUAGGGACAGUGCUAAGCUACACUGCUGAGUAUACCAAGGCUGAAGAAAUGGGCUCCUUCCUCUCUAGGGAUUUAAGUGUUCAUAAUGACAGUCAAGAAUGUAAGCAUGUGUCUAAUUCAUUUCCCACACAUUUCAUAUUUCAAUUUCCUGAAAUAUUUCUAACCUACCUACAGACAGAAAAUACCUAUACAUUUUCCAAGACAUAGCCAAAAGCUGAUCUGAUGCCUCUUCUGAGAAGUAUUCACUGAAUUCUGCAAGCUAAGUUAGGGACUUCCCCAGUGGUCCAGUUUCACACAUACAUCCUUCAUUGUAGCAAUGGCACAAUUACAUUGUUCAGCACUCAUAACUAGCUGAUUUAUUCCUAGAGGGUAGGGGACAUACCUAAUCAACUCUUGGGCCACCCAGUAGAGAACAUGGAACAAAAUAGGUGUCUAUAAAUGUCUGUUGUACUAAGUUCUUCAGCCUAGCUCUGCAGUUUAGGUUUACUAACUCCUCCCUUCCCCGGUUUCCUCUUACUUCAUCUGAAAAUGAACUUCCUGCAACACUGAUUCCCCAUUGUUCACUACUGGGUAAUGUCUGUACCCUUAAGGGUUUCCUCUCUGUGCCCUUAAAUGUGCGGGCAUAUUGUAGCUCUCUGACUCAGGGACAUGAAUUCGGUAGUUAAAUUUGAGAUGCCCUAAUAAUAAAAAUGGUCUGUGUGCUUAUAUUUUGAGGAAAGGAGUUUCAACUUUUCUGAUAUUUUGCAUUCUGUUCCACAGUAUAUCUGUUUAAUAUAAAAGUAAUGUUUUUAGUUCUUACAAGUUAAAUAUUGUACAUUGCACACAUACAUACACACACAAUUCUAUCAAAAUUGAUGCUCUAAGCUCUAAGAAGAUGAGCCUUGUUUACACUGUGGCUUCACAUAUGCCUUGGCACAGCACCAUGUAGCCCAGCAUGGGAAGCACAGCAUUAACAUUUUACUGCUAUUCACUUCAAGGAGAUGAAAAUGCAAAAGCUGUACCUAGAGAUGUCACUGAAAACUCAAUACCAUUGUUCUGACUUAAUUUCUAACUCUUUUCCUUAAAAUGGUCUCAGAAGCUUUCCUACAGUUAUCUUUUCCUUUUAUCCCAAAAGGAACAAAAGAAAGGAAAAAUAGUUCAGUUUUGUAUGUGCUGAGUUUGAGAUGCCUGGGAGCAUGUGGAGUUUAGGAAAUAGUUCUUCGCCGGGAAAAGAGAUUUGGGAGUUCUUGGCAAUUAAAGCUAAGGAAAUGGAUGGGAUGACUCAGAGUGUAUAUGUAGAGGGAAAGGAGACUGAGGUCAGACAUUAGAGGACAGACAGGAUGCAGAAUCUAUGAAGGAGACUGAGAAAUUGCCUUACAGAGAGGAAAAGAACCUGCAGAAUUCAUCACAGUACCCAGUACAGUGUCUUCCUUGUACAUAGGAGACACUCAAAAAAUAAUUAUCGAAGGAAUUUAGCAAGCAUAGUCCUUUUUCAUUCAAAGCACUGUGCUAGUAUAGAGUAUUCAGGGAUGACUCCUUCUGGGCCCAUCGGGCCAGUCGGAGAGACGGAUCAUGAAUAAGUAUAAGAUAGAAAGACAGAUAGCUAAGAAAGUGGUGUGCACAAGGCAUACUGGAGUACCAAGAAAGGAGGAGGUCAAUAAGGAACUUUUCAGAGGAAACAAUGCUAGGGCUGCAUCUUGAAGAAUGAAUAGGCAUUCAUCAAGCUUUGGGUAGAGAGAUCCUCUGGGAGGGCAUUCCAGGCAGCAAGAUCUGCAGGUAGAAGUGCACUGAAUUGUGAAACAGAAUGGAGUGGUUGAGAAAUUCCAAGUAAGUAAUUUGGUACAGCUGGGAUUUAGUUUUGAGGAAGAAGUAGAGGAAAUGAAGCAGGAAAGCCAGGCUAGAUCAGGUUACAAAGGACCCUGUAAGACAUGAUAAAGUGCUUGGAUUUUAUCCUGAAGACCAGGGGAAGCCACUGAAGGAUUUUUAAAUGGAGAGAAAAGGGAUCAGAUUUACAAUUCAGAAAUAUCAUUCUUCCAUCAGACCGGAAGAUGGGUUAGGGGCCAAGACUAGAAGCAAGGAAACCAAAUAGGAGGCUAGUUAAGGAAUCCAAGGGGAGUUGAGGGAAGGCUAGACUAGGCCAGAAGCAGGGGGGAAGGAGAGAAGCCAACAGAUCAAACAGAUAUACAGGAGAUAGAAUAGACUAGACAUCGUGUGUGACUACAUGAGGUAGAGGAAGAAGAGACAAGCACGAUACCAAAUUUCUACUUGGGCAGUUGGGUGAAGUAAUUCCAUUCACAGAGAAUGAGGAUAGCAGAGGAGAAGCAGAUCUGAGAUUCUGUGAUGAGCUUUGUUGUAAACGUAUUCAUGUUACAGAGUUGUCUUGUGAACAGUUGUUCUGGAGCUCAAAGGAUAUAGGUAAGCCAGCAAUACAGAUGUGCUAUUCACACAUAGGAGGAAAUUGAAGCAAUUGGACUAGAUGAGAUUUCCCAGACAAAAAAUAUACAGUAAAAGAAAAAG